AUGGCGACUCCCGGCCCUGUGAUUCCGGAGGUCCCCUUUGAACCAUCGAAGCCUCCAGUCAUUGAGGGGCUUAGCCCCACUGUUUACAGGAAUCCAGAGAGUUUCAAGGAAAAGUUCCUUCGCAAGACCCGCGAGAACCCGGUGGUACCCAUAGGUUGCCUGGCCACGGCGGCCGCCCUCACCUACGGCCUCUACUCCUUCCACCGGGGCAACAGCCAGCGCUCUCAGCUCAUGAUGCGCACCCGGAUCGCCGCCCAGGGUUUCACGGUCGCAGCCAUCUUGCUGGGUCUAGCUGUCACCGCUAUGAAGUCUCGACCCUAAGCCCAGGGUCUGGCCUUGAAAGCUCCGCAGAAAUGAUUCCAAAACCCAGGGAGCAACCACUGGCCCUACCGUGGGACUUACUCUCUCCUCUCCUUUGAGAGGCCCGUGUGUCGCUGGGGGAGGAAGUGACCCUUUGUAUAACUGAAAGUUUUUUCAAAAAUCCUAGAUGCUGUUGUUUGAAUGUUACAUACUUCUAUUUGUGCCACAUCUCCCCUCCACUCCCCUGCUUAAUAAACUCUAAAAAUCCACUUGUAUUUAA
Messenger RNA from Gorilla gorilla gorilla (western lowland gorilla), 580 nucleotides. RefSeq names its product HIG1 hypoxia inducible domain family member 2A (gene HIGD2A). The coding region runs from base 1 to 321 and encodes 106 amino acids. Gene Ontology annotation, cellular component: mitochondrion. Lineage: Eukaryota; Metazoa; Chordata; Mammalia; Primates; Hominidae. The record is from RefSeq and is a predicted model, not a curated record. The transcript has 2 exons. Gene Ontology annotation, biological process: mitochondrial respirasome assembly.